Polychytrium aggregatum is the source of this 2394-nucleotide messenger RNA. RefSeq names its product CwfJ C-terminus 1-domain-containing protein-like protein. Gene Ontology annotation, cellular component: post-mRNA release spliceosomal complex. The transcript has 10 exons. Gene Ontology annotation, biological process: mRNA splicing, via spliceosome. Bases 199 to 2217 code for a protein of 672 amino acids. Gene Ontology annotation, molecular function: nucleic acid binding; zinc ion binding; RNA lariat debranching enzyme activator activity. The record is from RefSeq and is a predicted model, not a curated record. NCBI's taxonomy places the organism in Eukaryota, Fungi, Chytridiomycota, Chytridiomycetes, Polychytriales.
GCGACCAAACCAACGGUCUUCGCAAGCACCGCAGCGGCACCACAGCGGCACUACAGCAGACCGGGAGCACCUCAGCCCACGGCAUCAGCAAAAGAUCGGCGUGUGUGCAUCGAGCUUCGCCUUGAGCCUGUCCCUUCCUCGCAACCCGCAACAGGAGCACCGUUCGGGAGAGUCAUCGCCGGCCGCGAAUACAACAAGAUGACGACAGUGAAAAUCCUCGCCGUGGGUCCCGUCCGUGGACAGUACAAGACCUUUGCUUCCAAGAUCAGCUCCAUCCAUGCCAAGAACGGGCCCUUCGAUCUGAUCUUCUGUGUUGGCGAGUUCUUUGCGCCAACCGAUGAUGAAGAGGGAUCGGUGUCAAGUAACCAGCUGCAGAGCCUGCUCGAUGGAGAUCUCAAAGUCCCAACUUCUACCUAUGUUCUGUCCGGCAGCAGCAAGAUUCCCGAGAAGGCCAAGGCUGCCAUGGAGCGCUCUGGCGGCGAUCUUGCUGAGAACCUGUUUUUCCUCGGCCCGACCGGCGUUUACACGACCACCCAGGGCAUCCGCAUCGCAUACGUCGGAGGAGACGCUCGGGAUGCUGCCCAGCUCCGCAAUCUCCCGCGGCAAUGCGAGCAGCUUGCGGGCAAGGGUCCCAAGGGCAUCGACAUUCUGCUGUCGUUCGAGUAUCCGUUUGGCAUCCAGAACCAGUCCGAGCUCGCAGCCAAGGCCGGCAUCGAAGGUCAACUCGGCAGCCAGGGCUCUCGGGAUCUGGCUUCGGCUCGCGAGCCUUACUACAACACCAACGGAGCGACCCAUGUCACCCGCUUCAUCGGCCUGGGUCCCUUUGGCUCCAAGGCGGCGCGGUGGUUCUAUGCAUGCAACGUGACGCCCAUGUCGGCUAUGACCGAGGAGCAGCUCAGUGUCUUGCCUGCCUGUCGGGUGACAGACUCGCCGUUUAUGAGGACCUCGCUGUUUUCUGCAAACUCCAACAAGCGUGGCCCCGAAGUCGAGGAGGAUAUGGGCUUUUUCUGGAACACAGGCAAGCGACAGAGACCAGAUGGGCCGCCAGAUGGCUAUGUCUGCAAGAUCUGCAACAUCCCCGGUCACUUUGUGAAGGAGUGUCCGAACCGAGGCAGCAACAACGCCGCUCGCCCUCCUCCUCCCGAUACAUACACAUGCAAUGCUUGCAACCAAAAGGGCCACUGGAUCCAAAACUGCCCCGAAGUCCUCGCUCGCCAGGCAGCAAACAGCGAGGCUGGAGGAACUGGUGCAGGGGGGCCGCCUGACACAUACACCUGCAACAUCUGCAGCCAAAAGGGCCACUGGAUCCGAAACUGCCCACAGAAAUCGGCCCCGGGAGGCAACACAGCCGUGCCGGAGGGCUACUUGUGCAAGAUCUGCAACGUGCCGGGACAUUUGAUCCGCAACUGCCCCAAGGCCAACGAAACAACCGAGAAGAAGGCGUAUCUCGAGCAGCGAUCGCACGAGUGUUGGUUCUGUCUGUCGAAUACCAAACUUGAGAAGCAUCUGAUUGUGUCCAUCGGCGACGAAGUCUACGUCACUCUGGCCAAAGGCGGGCUGUCACCAUGGGGAGGGCACCUGUUGAUCGUCCCCAUCGCACACUAUCCCAACAUCCGACUGCUCGAAGACCCCGAGCUUGCUCGUGAGAACCCGGUUGAAGGCGCCGGCACCAUCACGGCCGAGGCUGGGCAGAGAAUCCUCGAUGAAAUGGAUGCGAUCAAGCUCAAGUUUGCAAAGGCAGUGGAGGAGCGGGACGAGGUUCUGGUCGCGUUUGAGAUGUUUGGCGGGUACUACUCGGGAUUUCAGCACAUGCAUCUACAGUUGGUGCCCAUCCCCAAGGCUCUCUUGGGCUCUCUUGAGCAGGCAUUUUCACAGGCGGCCGAGGGGGACGGAUACGACCUGACCGUCACCAACAUUGCGCACGACACCCGAGCGUAUCCCGUCGAUCCACAGUCCCCCUAUUGCCACGUCGAGUUCCGAGACACCAGUGGCGACACGAAGCAUAUCAUCAUCGCUCCAACGGCCGAGCGGCUCCAGGAGUAUCGCAAGGCCAUCGACGAGGGGCGCCGGGCCCGACGAGCCCUCAGUCUGAUCUUCCCACGCGCCGUCCUGGCCAACCUGAUAGGCAGACCGGACCAUGCCGACUGGAAAGCCUGCAUCCUGCCCAAGGAUGACGAGACCGUGCUGGCCAAAGACGUCAAGAAGCUCUUUGCGUGAUCAGCACGGACUUGCAUUGCUGCAGCAGAUUGGCGGGAUCCACGGAUGACCCGAGCCGCAUAUCACGAAGCACAGCCGACGCAGCAACGGAAAUAAAAGAGCGAUUUGGAUGUGUCAAAGCAAUCGAUUGUAUUCUGGAACCAAUUGGUCGCGAGAAGAACAUCAUGGUAGAAAGAA